Bombina bombina (fire-bellied toad) is the source of this 1814-nucleotide messenger RNA. It is a transcript of the gene VDAC1, whose product is annotated as voltage dependent anion channel 1. Gene Ontology annotation, cellular component: mitochondrial outer membrane. Gene Ontology annotation, biological process: monoatomic anion transmembrane transport. The coding region runs from base 91 to 942 and encodes 283 amino acids. The record is from RefSeq and is a predicted model, not a curated record. NCBI's taxonomy places the organism in Eukaryota, Metazoa, Chordata, Amphibia, Anura, Bombinatoridae. Gene Ontology annotation, molecular function: voltage-gated monoatomic anion channel activity. The transcript is spliced from 9 exons.
AUCUGCCGGGAUACAGAAUCUGAUACUACACCUGCACUGUCAGUCAUUUCUACAGCAGCAGUAUCUGCAGGGUCUGGUGUUAGAGAGAACAUGGCCAUACCUCCCACAUACGCAGAUUUAGGAAAAGCUGCCCGAGAUGUAUUUAACAAAGGCUAUGGUUUUGGCUUCAUAAAGCUUGAUCUAAAAACAAAAUCUGAAAAUGGAUUGGAAUUUACAAGCUCUGGAUCAGCAAAUAGUGAGACCAGCAAAGUAUCAGGCAGCCUGGAAACCAAAUACAAAUGGUCAGAAUAUGGUCUAACGUUUACAGAAAAGUGGAACACAGAUAAUACGUUAGGGACUGAAAUCACUGUAGAAGAUCAGCUUGCACACGGACUGAAGUUGACCUUUGACUCUUCAUUCUCUCCUAACACUGGAAAGAAGAAUGCAAAAAUUAAGACUGCUUACAAGCGGGAACACCUUAACCUGGGCUGUGAUAUGGAUUUUGAUAUUGCUGGCCCUUCAGUACGUGGAGCAGUAGUGUUUGGCUAUGAGGGCUGGUUAGCUGGCUAUCAAAUGACUUUUGAAUCUGCAAAAUCCAGAGUUUCCCAAAGUAACUUUGCAGUUGGCUACAAAACAGAUGAAUUCCAGCUGCACACAAAUGUAAAUGAUGGUACAGAGUUUGGAGGCUCAGUAUAUCAGAAAGUAAAUGAUAAGUUGGAAACUUCCAUCAACUUGGCAUGGACAGCAGGAAAUAGCAAUACCCGUUUUGGUAUAGCAGCAAAAUAUCAGAUUGACUCUGAUGCUUCUUUCUCUGCUAAGGUAAACAACUCAAGUCUGAUUGGAUUAGGAUAUACUCAAACUCUGAAGCCAGGUAUCAAAUUCACACUAUCAACACUGCUUGACGGAAAGAACAUCAACGCUGGAGCUCACAAACUGGGUCUAGGACUUGAAUUUGAAGCAUAAGAAAUCUCUCACAUGUUCAAGGUCCUGAUGUUCUACAGCAUAGAUACCCUAAAAAUCUAGUGUACUUUUUUAAUGUUCUACGUCUGGGAUGCAAACAACCCUUUGUGUCAACCACAACCAAUUCCCUGGCAGAAGAACUACAAAACAUUGAGUGUUAUUGUUGGCAAGGCAGAGAGUAUAGGAAAUCUAAGGGAACAGUUUUUGCUAUUCCAGUCUAACAUUGGAAUAUUUCAUAGCUGCUCAUUUGUACCAUGCUUUCCUAGAUAAGGUAUUUAUUGAUGACCUUUUUUUAGAAUCACUAUUGAUAACUAAAGCACUAUUAAAUGGGUUUUUAAGUUAACACCUUAUUUGCAGGGUAUGCCACAAAAAAUGUCUACACUGUAUUUUCAUACUAACUGGAUGACAAAUGUGUCUCACUUUUAUGUUAAUAACAGCAUAAACAUUAUCUGCAGAAAAAAAAUGGACUUCUAGACAGAUAUUCCAUAAACUGUUAAAGUCUUAUCCGAUGGUUUGCCAUCGCUAAUGUCUGUGUGCUGUUUUAAGGUUUUAUCAUGCCAUGUCCACGCGAAAAGAAUGAACCAGUAAUAGAACGUGUUGUGGUUCCCUUCCCUAAAACAGUACAGGAAAGCUUGAAUGACAGAGCCAUAUUCAAAGGAAGAGCAUUGUUCCUCAAAUUCACACAAUGGCAUCUCCUGGAAAAAAAAUCAAGAGACUUUGUUUGUUUUUGUUUUAUUUAAUUGUUCUCCAUUUUUACAUUUUUAGCAAUGUGUCAGGUCCAUGUAGCGUCUUCCAUUUUGUGAAACUAUAGAGUCCCCUGUAUGCUGUAUGCAACAUCGCCAGAAAAACCUGAAUAAAAUAAAGUAUUUAACCUA